GCCAGAGCGGUGGGUGUUGGGGGCGGGGGGGUGGCACCCAGCACCCCUGGGAGCCGUGGAUACCAGCAGCCCGGUGCUGAAGGAGUUACAAGGUCGGGGUGCUGGUGUCCCUCGGGGCGUCCCCGGUGCCGAGCAGAGCGGGCAGGAUGGUCCCGGAGAGCGGAGGGGCCGAGCCCCUCCCCGGCUGGUACCUCCGGGACGAGGACACCGGGACGCUCUACAAGAGGGGACGGCUCCUGGGAGAGGGCACCUUCGGCCGCUGCUACCAGGUGACAGAGGUGACCAGUGGCCGGCUCUACGCGGCGAAGGUGAUCCCGAGAGCCCGGCUCGCUGCCGCGGGCAUCGGGGACAGGGUGGAGCGGGAGCGGGAGCUGCAGUGUCGCCUGCGCCACCCGCACAUCGUGCGCCUGCACGGGCACUUCGCCGACCGCGGCCACCUCUACCUGCUGCUGGAGCUCUGCAGCCGGGGGGUGAGACUUGCACCCCGAAACCGAGCUCCUGCACCCCGAAACCGGGCCCUUGAACCCUGAAAUUCUGCACCCCAAAACUGAGCCUGAACACCCCAAAGCCGAGCCCUUGAACCCCAAAACUGAGCCUAAAAACCUCAAAACUGAGUCUCUGCUCCCCAAACCCGAGCCCUUGAACUCUGAAAUACUACACCCCAAAACCGAGCCCUCGAACCCCUAAACUGAGCUCCUACACCCAAAACUGAGCCACUGAACCCCAAAACUGAGCCCCCUCAGGCCGGGGCUUCAGCAAGGCCCAGUCUGGUGCCUUGCUCUGUCCCCAAGUCCCCCUCGCUCUGUCCAAGUCCCUGCCACAUUUCAUUUUCCCCAUCCCUCCUCAUUGUCCCCAGUCCCUCCUCACUGUCCCCAGUCCCUCCUGUGUCCCCAGCACUGUCGCUCUGUCCCUAGUCCCUCCUGUGUCCCCAGCGCUGUCGCUCUGUCCCCAGUAUCUCCCCACUGUCCCCAGUCCCUCCUCACUGUCCCCAGUCGCUGUCUCUCUGUCCCCAGUCCCUCCCCACUGUCCCCAGUCGCUGUCGCUCUGUCCCCAGUCCCUCCCCACUGUCCCCAGUCGCUGUCGCUCUG
This is a messenger RNA of Serinus canaria (Common canary), 1088 nucleotides long. RefSeq names its product inactive serine/threonine-protein kinase PLK5-like. The transcript has 3 exons. NCBI's taxonomy places the organism in Eukaryota, Metazoa, Chordata, Aves, Passeriformes, Fringillidae. The coding region runs from base 147 to 530 and encodes 127 amino acids. The record is from RefSeq and is a predicted model, not a curated record. Gene Ontology annotation, biological process: mitotic cell cycle; protein phosphorylation; regulation of cytokinesis. Gene Ontology annotation, molecular function: ATP binding; protein serine/threonine kinase activity. Gene Ontology annotation, cellular component: cytoplasm; spindle pole; centrosome.